UAAAACAUCCAGAGGGUUCCAGUUUGCCUGUCAGUUCCAAAAAAAUGUCCAGGAAACAGUUAUAGUUGGAUAUAACUCACAGAUGCCACUUCAGUGGAAGAUUAGUGUUCCAUGUUAUGCCAUUUAAAGGAUGAUUCUAAAUACAACUAUCCAACAGUAAAGCUCAUUGGGUUAAAUGGGGCAAACUUCCCAGGGAAAAGGCUGUAGGAUUGAAACUUUAGAAAAUAAAUCAACUCUUGAUGAUAGAAGAACAUAGACAAUUUAAAAAACCAAAACAAAUUUGGAAAAUUAAAAAGGCAACAUUAAAACCUCCUUAAACUGUGAAACAGAAAUCUUUUCAUUACAGUUCAUAGCUUUUUAAAGAGUAAAACAAUGGUUUUAGACUUAAACUUAUUUCAAAUUAUGGCUUUUAUCUAUUGGAUGAUGGUGUUUUCUUAAUGUAGCUUAUGAUUUAAAGACAAAACUAAAAUGACUCUGGCAACAUUGUGGUUCAUAUUCAAAAGGUGGCCAUCUUUGUUAUCUGCAUUCUGAUGUUGGUUUUAAAAUAGAUUAAAUGGAAUGUAUUCACUUAAGUGGAAAGCAUGACUGUUAUUGAGCUGUAUGUACUUAGAAAAAUUAACCCAAAUCUGAAGACAUACCAUCAGUGGGUAUGUAACAGGUUGAUUUUUGUCUAGCCAUCUUAUAAGUCAGCUAAAGGGUCCUUUCUAGAAGAACUGUGUUUCUGUAAUCACAAAUACAGGGAAACCCUAGUGACAUGCUUAGAAAAUGAAUAUCUCCAGUACCUUUUGGUUUUCUUUAGCUCUUAGUUUAUACUUGCUGACUUGCUCUGUUGGUUCUGUAGCACACUGAGAAGCAAAAAAAGGGCACAGAAAACAGUGAAGCUUAGGUUGGAAGCAUUCUCAAAUCUUGCCAAUUUAAGAGUUGAGGAAAACUUGGGCGAAAUGUGGAAUAACAUGGUUCCUGAAUGGAAACUAAUAUUAACCUCUUCAGAUACCUUUGAUUGAAAUUGCUCAAAACAUGUGGUGAGCAACACUACAUUGACUUUUCAAAGAACUAAAAGUCUGUAUGGAUUCUUUGUUUUUGUGCAUCAUUAAAAUGUCUAGAGUAGGCAUGUGUCAUUCUAUAUGGGAAGAAAGAGAAGUAGUGCCACUUGGCUCUCAUCUGUAGAAUGGUAACUGAAUGACAGAUAGAUAGAAACUUUAUUAUAGUCAAAGACCAGCUCCAUUGAAUAAAUAAAUAGAUUUUAAAAAGAAGAAAAUACAUUGAAGGUUAUCUGUCAUAAAACCCCAGUCAGAUUAAUAAUUACUUUGACACAAUAUGCUACUAUCAUACUUCAUAUCAGUCAUCUUAAGUAGAUGACAUUCUCAGUUGGAGUUUGUCUUUUCUCCAAAUAGGUAGGACCACACCCCCUCAGGAUCUGUCUUUGGACACCCAUCGAGGCCGUGAAGAAUUUAGUGACACUCGUGGAUCUGAUGAGCUUCUUCCUUCUGGUUUCGCUUACGGGCCUCUUACCAUGAGCAAUUCUACUCCUGCUACAGCUAAUGGGAAUGACAACAAGAAAUUCAAAGGAGACAGAUCUCCCUGUUCCCCUUCUCGAGUCCUUCAUCUUCGUAAAAUUCCAAAUGAUGUCACUGAAGCAGAAGUAAUUUCUUUAGGUUUACCCUUUGGCAAAGUAACCAAUCUCUUGAUGUUGAAAGGAAAAAGCCAGGCUUUCCUAGAAAUGGCUUCAGAAGAAGCUGCUGUUACUAUGGUGAACUACUACACUCCUGUUACUCCUCACCUCCGCAGUCAGCCUGUUUAUAUUCAGUAUUCCAACCACAGAGAACUUAAGACUGACAAUCUAUCUAAUCAGGCUAGAGCUCAAGCUGCACUGCAAGCAGUGAAUGCUGUGCAAUCCGGAGGCUUGGCCCUUACAGCUGCUCCAGCUACCGAAGGUGGACUACCUCCUGGUCAGAGUUCUGUUCUUCGAAUUAUAGUUGAAAAUCUCUUCUACCCUGUAUCUCUAGAAGUGCUAUAUCAGAUCUUCUCCAAAUUUGGGACUGUUUUGAAGAUUAUCACAUUCACCAAGAACAAUCAAUUUCAGGCCUUGCUUCAAUAUGCUGAUCCAGUGAAUGCACAUUAUGCCAAAUUGGCUCUUGAUGGUCAAAAUAUCUAUAAUGCUUGCUGUACUCUUCGUAUUGAUUUCUCCAAGCUAACAAGCCUUAAUGUAAAAUAUAACAAUGAUAAAAGCAGAGACUUUACUCGUUUGGACCUUCCUUCAGGGGAUGGGCAGCCUUCCCUUGACCCCACUAUGGCAGCUGCUUUUGGCACUCCAGGUAUCAUCUCUUCACCAUAUGCAGGGACUGCUGGUUUUGCUCCUGCCAUUGGCUUUCCCCAAGCUGCAGGUCUGUCAGUCCCAGCUGUUCCCAGUGCACUUGGUCCUCUUGCAAUCACCACAUCUACCAUGACUGGGCGUAUGGCUAUACCAGGAGUUACUGGAAUGCCUGGAAAUUCUGUUUUGCUUGUUAGUAAUCUCAAUCCUGAGGCAAUCACACCAGAUGGACUAUUUAUUCUAUUUGGUGUUUAUGGUGAUGUCCAUCGUGUAAAAAUCAUGUUUAAUAAGAAGGAAAAUGCCUUAGUUCAGAUGGCAGAUGCAACCCAAGCCCAACUAGCCAUGAAUCACUUAAAUGGACAAAAACUUUAUGGAAAAGUUUUGCGUGUUACACUCUCAAAACAUCAGACAGUACAGCUUCCUCGUGAGGGACAAGAGGAUCAAGGCCUGACUAAGGACUACAGUAAUAGCCCUUUGCAUCGCUUUAAGAAACCUGGCUCAAAGAACUUCCAGAAUAUCUUUCCACCAUCUGCCACUCUGCAUCUUUCCAACAUUCCACCAUCUGUCACAGUUGAUGACCUGAAGAAUCUUUUUGCUGGUACUGGAUGUAUUGUGAAAGCCUUCAAAUUCUUUCCAAAAGACCGCAAAAUGGCCCUUAUCCAGUUGGGCUCUGUGGAAGAAGCAAUUCAAGCUCUUAUUGAGCUUCAUAAUCAUGACCUUGGAGAAAACCAUCACCUCAGAGUUUCCUUCUCCAAAUCUACAAUCUGACAUUUCUGUGACCUUUUCCUUUUUAAGAUGCUGCCCACAAUGACCAGUAAAUUCUUCAGACAGACUGGAGUAGCCAAAACCAACGCUGCAUCCUUAAACAAUGAAAUUUGUGUGGUUCUAGUGUAUUUCUAUACAUGGUAACAAUCAAGGGGUGAUCUUUCUGUAUCUUCUUCCGUUUGAAUGGCUACAAUUUUUUUCUUCUAUAGAAUUUAAUAACACAAUUUUUAAUAGAAAACCCUCCUUUUUAAUGAUUUCAGGAACAUAAUUUAUAGUUUUUAUUCCAAAACAAUGUUACACAACAUUUCUGUGACCCAUUAAAUUUUGCUAUCAAAAGAUUGUGUUCAAAAUAGAUUUAGUGGGAGGUUUAAAUGCUGUUUAGAAUGCAGGUGGGGAUAGGGAAAUCCCCCCCCCCCAUUAACUAACAUUCUAAUCCGUGUGUUUUGAAAAUGUUGUAUGGAAGGCAGUGCCUUCUUUUCCCAUGAAGUCAAAUAAAUUGCAUAAUUGAUCUUAGUGUGAUCAUAAUGACACUUUUAACUAGAUAUUAAAUCAUUGUGUGAGAGAUUAAUACUAUGAAAUUAUGAUAUGAUUUUUAUUAUGAUGAAAUGAUGUGUAAUAAGAUUUUGGAGAAAAUGAAAGAAGAAAUAUGUCCUGAUUUCAAGUUUUGUAUAUUUCUUUCAGAAAAAAAUGUUUACACUCUUAAGGAAAAAAUUCAGGUCUGUCAUAUGGUUUGACAAAUUUUUAGAAAGGUUAUUUUUGGUAAGGUCUUGUUUAAAAAUAUAAAAUUAAACCUCAAGGGUUUUUUGUACCACUAUAAUCGCUAAUACUUAAAUCAGAAUUACUGUGUAUUUACUUAAUUUCUUAUGUGCCUUAUUAUGUGCUUAUAAUGAAACAAUAGUUUAGAGUUUUAUCUGAAGUAUCUUUAAACUGUAUUGUGGCUUGGUGACUUUUUUCCUUUGUCUUAGUUUUUAAACGUUUGGUGAUUUAAAAAAAUGUUUUUAAUAACUAAUAGUCAAAUCAGAUUUUUGGUGCUUUGGUACAGGGAUGGGGAAAGUGGGGACUGAAGAUAACUCAGUGCACAUCCUUAUAGGCCUCUUCACAAUAUUUUGGAGGUUUUAGUUUAGUGUCACCACUAUUGGGCUGUAAAGAAUGUUAUUCAGUUUCUGGACGAUAUCUAACCCGUUGAGCCAUUGGCUCUUCGAGAAUAUUUUGCCUCAGGAUUCCUUUUCACCCAACAGUACUGGAGUUGCUGUACUAAAUGUAGACUGGCUUUUGUUCAUAAAUGUCAUAACUUCAGUACUGAAUGUUCACUCCUUAAUGGAGAGCAAGAUGAGAUGCAAUCUUACUAUUUUUUUGUGAAAUAUAGGCAUACACAAGUUAUUUCUAUGAUUGUGAUACAAUGUUUUUAGAGGUGUCUCAUGUUAUGUCUACUGAAUUUUUUCAUUGUUUCCUAAGGUAUUCCUUUCACGUAUAAAGGUGGCUAAUCCUUUAAAUGGUUUUGAAAAUGGACACAAAGACUUAUGAAAUGGAGUGUAAUCACUUGUAGUGUGCUCAUUAUCUUUGGAAUUUUAAGCAAACUAAUUUGUUCUGUGAAUACCAGCUGUUGUUUGGCAAAAACAAAUUCCAUAGUUUAAGAUUAUGAUCCUUUAAAAUAGUAACUCAAUAAGUUUCUUGAUAACAUCACUAAAGCACAGGGGUGAGCAGCUCAUGGUCCUUCAGAUGUUUUGGCCUUCAGGUUGCCCCACUGCUGCUGUAGCAUGAAAGGAUAGGCAGUGAGACACUUGCUGUCUUUAAUUUCUAUAGCUAUAUUUGUGGAAGAUAGUCAGUUGAUAAUCACCGUUGGACACUUGGUUAGCAUGUGUACGUUUUGUCAGCAGAUGUUUAUCUAUGUAAAGUUAUGCUAGCAUCCAGUAAUAACUGACCCCAUUUUCACAGUUCACAUGACUUAACAGCUGUUGGAAAAUCACAGUGAGAUGAAAAGUUUAGUGUACCAAGAUCUUCUCAGUUUAGCAAUUACACGAGUGCCUAAUUCUGAUACGGCACUUGAGCCAAAAUGUGUCUCCUUCCAUUGAUUUCAAUGGAUGUGGCUCCAAGUAAGCAUGUUCAGGAUGACAACCUAUGUAAGCCUUAGUUAAAUAGCUUCUUGGAUUAGGGUCCCUAUGAAUAUGCCUCCUCCUUAGUGUAACUUGCUAAGUUACCUUUAAGCUUGGUCACCAUGUGUGUUUAAUGCUGCUACAAAGGGGGAUGUUGUUGGAGUUGAUGAAUGUAAUUGAAGCAGGAAAAAAUCAAGUUCUGAGAAUGAGCAUUAGCAUGUAUAAUAUCAAGAGUGCAGUGUCAGUGCGUGUGUGUGUGUGCGUGAGAGAGAGAGAGAGAGAGAGAGAGAGUGCAUGUGUGAAGUAUCCUAUGUGUAUGCUGAUACACAUUGCAAGCAUUUAAUUUAUUGAUUUAACUAUCUAAAAUACAAAAAAGCAACUUUGUAGUGUUAAUGGAAAAAGAAAUGGUCAACUUAACAAGAAAAAAUAGAGCUUCCCUUGGUCCCUAGAAAACAUAAUUUCUGUUCUACUUGCAGCCUGUGUUAUAGGGCAUACAGUUACAUUACAUGCUGACAAACAUUUUCUUAAAUUUAGUUUGAAUACACAUAUUUUGUGUGGUCUCGAGAUAGUAUCUUCUGUAUAGAUCAUCUUGGUUGUAGUGCAUGUGUGUUCAGUGUUUUGGAGUUGAUUUUAUUUUGUAAGGAUUUUCUUUUCCAUGAGCUGCAAAUAUGAGAAAUGGCAGUAUACACUUUGUUUGCAUUUAAAACAGUAAUUCAGUUUCCAGCAAUAGUAAGCUUAAGUUUCCUCUUCCCACCAAUUGCUUUAGAAGGCAACCCUUUGAAUUGGGAUUAAGAAAAGCUAACUUUACCGUUUUCCUGUCCUUUUAUUCGUUUGCUGCAGAUCACUUUACUGCAUCAGUUUCCUUGUCACUUAGAUCUAGAACUAGUGUCCUGAAAAAUUAAGUUGAUUAAGGGUGCAAGCCUGUGCAUGUAUAGACAAAAAAAGUCGUACAAUUGCCAGUAUGUCCUAGUCAGCAUUCUGCCUGGAGAGAUGUUGAGAGUUAUUGGAAUUUUUUCUAUCUAAAUGUGCAUAGGACUUUGUGUUAAGAGGGUGUGGUUAUUGAGUAGCAUUCAUCUGUGCAAAAAUCAAGCAUCCUGGCGUUGAAUAAUGAUUUUUCAGACUACUUGAUUAUUCUUAGCAUGAAUCUUUUCAUUUUUCUCCCUGUUUGAGCUCAAAGCAGUUGCAAUUUAAAAAUUUGUGACCCUUGCAAUUGCUUUGGAAGUGAAUGCUAUUCAAGUCAUGUUCUCCUGUGCAUUAAGUAUUCCUGCCAUCUGUACAAUUUGAGGUGUGUCUUAAGGCAUUGAAUAUAUUGGCUUUGAAUCAAAUUUUUACACAUUGAACAACCUCAGCAAAAGUGUUCUUUUAAUAUAUUGGAUAAAAGGAACAUUUCAAGAGAGAGGAUUUGCAGCUUAAUAAAUAAAUAAAAGCUGCUUCUUACAAGGAAAAUAAAAAAUGUGGAACAUUUCAAAACUUACAGUAGCACUUCAGAGCUGAAAUGGCUUCAGGACUGAUCUAGUCCAAGGCUUCUCAGUGUUGUGGAAGGCCUAGGUUUAAAAUUAAGAUCGAUACCAAGUUUAACUAAGUCACCUACAGUUGCCUGUAAUUCUUACUUCUAGAGGUUAAGCCAUAUUAGUGUUCACCCUGAAGGACACACUGCUGCUAGCUUGGAUACAAACUGGAAGGAAAAAUGCCUUUCUCUAUCAAAACUGGCUCAGGAAGGUCAUAGUGUAUUUUCAUGUUGGCAUAGUUGCAGACCCUUCAAGAGUCCCCUUGUCUUGGAUAUUUAAUGAUUAUACCAUUAAUCAACUAGAGUUUUCAGCCAAACAACUUUGCAAGUUAUAGAAUUUCAAAGAAAUUCAUUUUAAGCCUUGUCCAGACUUGGUUGCCUUUCACGUCUCCCACCAGUUGUGCUGUUACUGUGCCUGGAGAAUAUAUUGAGGGCUCUAUGUGCCUAGAUAUCCAAAUGUAGCCUUGAGGUGUCUGUGUGCUGCCUCUGCUUCCCAGACCUGAGGGACAGUGUGCAGCAGAAUCUUGUAAAAUAAUAGCACAUGUGAAUUCUACACAGAACAAGCCCAUGUCUCUACUACACAGUUAAAUAUAACCAAGUAACAUCUCUAGAUGUGGAUUUUUCUUCCAGGAAUAAUAAACCUGAGGUAUGCCGUUUCAGUCUUCAUCCUGUUAUAUGUAGUGCGUACUGCUAUUUUCAAGGUGAGGGACUGAGUAAUUAACCAUAUAAAAGCCAUUUUUGUUUGCCUUGACUUUUUUGCAGACUGGUAUCUUUGAAUAAAACUUCCAGAUUUAAACAGUUGUGCUAAAAACUGUUCAGGUUGCACAGAGACUUCCUUGAAGCAAACUAACUCCUAAUUGUUUUUGCAAAUAUCUGCAUAUUGCAUAUGAGACUGUUCUUUUAAGGUUUUGCUUUAACAAUUAGGAAUUAUUUUAAGAAAUGGAAAACUUCUAAAAUCUUAAUUUCAUGGUUUUUACAAAGAAGAAAACAAAAUGGGACCAAAGUUUAUGUGCCUUCAGUAGAUGUGUAAUUUUUUUGCUAUAUCUUUCUGUCUUUAGAAUCAAUACUCUUGUUUUCAAGAAAAUGUGUAUUUAUAUAGUAGAAUACCAAAUGACCCAUGAACUAUCCAUAUGUGCAGUCACUUGCUAGCUGUUCCAGUUUGGAUUGUUACCCCUUUGCUUUCAACCCAUUGUAACAUGAAUCAUGCUGCACCAUGCAGGAAUCCAAGUUAAACUUUUUAGACAUCUGGCUUGUGGUUGUUACAAUAGCUUUUAAGUGGUAAAAUACAAAAAAGGGUACAUGCUUUGACAGAACUUUCAGCUCUUGGAUCUAUGUGCAGUAUUCAUAUGAUAGUUUUAAAAAAUCUGACCAGCUGUGUACUUAGAUUCAUCUCCUUAGCCAUGCUUUUAGUUCUUUUCCCCAAUUCAGUUCUCCAGUUCUUGAAAACAGUUCAUCCCACUCCCUCAAAAUAUGGUCACUGACCAAGAAAACAGUUAUGUCAGAUUGUCACCCAUUGCAAUGACCAAAGAUUGUCUGUUCUGGUUUUAAUAAGACAUCUUGCCAGUUUCUCUCUCUGUCUCUUAAGCUAUUUUUCCUGAAAGACCCAAUGUAAAAUGGCCUUUUAUAUGAAUGCUGUUGAUGAACGGACUACUUAAUGGGAAAUGAGAUUUUUUAAAAUGUGAACCAAAUGUAAUGGCAUAAGGCAAGGGGCUAAUGGAUACUUAGUACUGUAUUCAGAGAAAAAAGGCUCACAAUUACAGGAGUCAGACAUUCCCUAACUUUUCAUGUGUUCAUGAAUCCCUUUUUAAGUUUGUAAAAAUAUCAUCUAACAAAAAUGCUGUAAAUAUUUGUAACAACAUUUUUUACCUGGCAAAAAAGGUUUUUGGGAACAAGUAUAAAAUGUUUUUAUAUUAAAAAAACACCAAUUGUCUUGUAUAUUUUGAUAAGCAACAGUACCAGCUUUCAUUUGUUAAGCAGCUUGUGGCAUUGGAGGGAAAAAAGGAUUCCAUGUUGUUGAGAUGAUGUUAUAAAUGCAAAGAAGUUGAAAUAUUAAAGAAACCUAUUUUCUAACUGCGUAGUGCAUGGUUAAUUUGAACUUCUGUACACUGCCGUAUACUCCAUUUCCUUUAAGUUUUGUGUACUUGCUGAUUACUUGAGUAUCUAUACUUAACUCUUUUUCUAACAACUCUAGUUGUAGCAUGCCUCUUAAUAAAUGUCAUGACAUCUGUACUCUCAAA
Messenger RNA from Varanus komodoensis (Komodo dragon), 8913 nucleotides. It is a transcript of the gene PTBP3, whose product is annotated as polypyrimidine tract binding protein 3. Gene Ontology annotation, molecular function: mRNA binding. Lineage: Eukaryota; Metazoa; Chordata; Lepidosauria; Squamata; Varanidae. Bases 1514 to 3079 code for a protein of 521 amino acids. Gene Ontology annotation, biological process: mRNA processing; regulation of RNA splicing. Gene Ontology annotation, cellular component: nucleus. The transcript is spliced from 14 exons. The record is from RefSeq and is a predicted model, not a curated record.